Messenger RNA from Exophiala spinifera, 450 nucleotides. RefSeq lists its product as uncharacterized. Lineage: Eukaryota; Fungi; Ascomycota; Eurotiomycetes; Chaetothyriales; Herpotrichiellaceae. The transcript has 3 exons. The record is from RefSeq and is a predicted model, not a curated record. Bases 1 to 450 code for a protein of 149 amino acids.
AUGGGCGCAGGACAGUCCAAGGACGAGUCCACCAAGCAUGUUUUCACCAGCGACACUCCGAUCCAGUUUUCGCAAGAGCUCAUCGACUCUCUGCAAGCUUCUUCAGAAACAAACUCCACACGCGCAAAGACGUUAGAACUGCACAUUGCCCAGCGAGUCGCCGCCGAGCUCGAGAAGAUCAAGCAGCAUGAAUCUUCAGCUCUGGAGGAAGCGCGGAAGAAGAUCGCCGCGGCCAGCGCAGGGACCGGGUCGGCCGAAUCCUCACCUUCAGACCACUCCCUCCUUCAAAUCCCCUCGAUAUCGCCCAAGGACCUGCUAGAGAGCGGCGAGGAGAAGGAUCGCAAGGCGCAGACGUCGGCCAAGGUGCAGCAGGAGAUUGAAAAGUUAAAACAGACGCUCAGCCAGCGAAAGAUCCUCAAGGAGUUGCCGGGCGAGGUGGAGUCAGCGUAG